This is a messenger RNA of Onychostoma macrolepis, 5932 nucleotides long. It is a transcript of the gene ago4, whose product is annotated as argonaute RISC component 4. The record is from RefSeq and is a predicted model, not a curated record. Bases 144 to 2819 code for a protein of 891 amino acids. The transcript is spliced from 19 exons. NCBI's taxonomy places the organism in Eukaryota, Metazoa, Chordata, Actinopteri, Cypriniformes, Cyprinidae. Gene Ontology annotation, molecular function: protein binding; RNA binding.
GACAACGCAGGCAGAGCGCUGCACAUCUACGCAUCCUUCCAUUUCUUAAAUUAGCCACUUUCAGCCUCGAGAUACCGCCCCCAAUUUCAGUGUCGGUACGGAGCCGCCAGGCCGGGACAGAGACGGAGAGAGAGCCCUCGGCCAUGGAAGCGCUCGGACCCGGCCCGCCUGCCCCUACCUCCCUCUUCCAACCACCACGCCGGCCCGGCUUGGGUACGGUGGGGAAGCCGAUUCGCCUGCUGGCCAAUCACUUCCAGGUGCAGAUCCCCAAGAUCGACGUCUACCAUUAUGACAUCGACAUCAAGCCUGAAAAGCGACCCCGCCGGGUCAACAGAGAGGUGGUGGACACGAUGGUGAGACAUUUUAAGAUGCAGAUCUUUGGGGACAGGCAACCUGGUUAUGAUGGCAAGAGGAACAUGUAUACGGCGCAUCCGCUACCUAUCGGGAGAGACAGGGUGGAUCUGGAGGUGACAUUGCCAGGUGAGGGGAAGGAUCAGACCUUCAAGGUGUCUCUGCAGUGGGUGUCAGUGGUGAGUCUGCAGAUGCUCCUGGAAGCUCUGUCUGGUCACUUGAAUGAGGUCCCGGAGGAUUCUGUACAGGCUCUGGAUGUCAUCACUCGUCACCUGCCCUCCAUGCGGUACACUCCAGUAGGUCGUUCCUUCUUCUCACCACCAGAGGGGUAUUACCACCCACUGGGAGGAGGGAGGGAGGUUUGGUUUGGUUUCCAUCAGUCUGUCCGUCCAGCAAUGUGGAACAUGAUGCUCAACAUAGAUGUUUCAGCUACAGCCUUCUACCGAGCCCAGCCUGUCAUUGAGUUCAUGUGUGAGGUUCUGGACAUCCAGAACAUCAACGAGCAGACCAAGCCCCUUACAGAUUCACAACGUGUCAAGUUCACCAAGGAGAUCCGAGCAUUUACUUACAAUAGUGAAAGACGUCUUCCCUCAGGACUGAAAGUGGAGGUCACACACUGCGGCCAGAUGAAGAGGAAGUACCGUGUGUGCAAUGUCACACGUCGCCCAGCCAGCCAUCAGACAUUUCCUUUGCAGCUCGAGAAUGGACAAGCUAUGGAGUGCACCGUUGCCCAGUAUUUCAAACAAAAGUACAGCCUGCAGCUCAAAUACCCCCACCUGCCCUGCCUCCAGGUGGGGCAAGAACAGAAGCACACCUAUCUGCCCCUUGAGGUUUGUAACAUAGUGGCAGGACAGCGCUGUAUAAAGAAACUAACAGAUAACCAAACCUCGACCAUGAUUAAAGCUACGGCCCGCUCAGCCCCAGACAGGCAGGAAGAGAUCAGCAGACUGGUCAAAAGCAACAGCAUGGUGGGCGGGCCUGACCCUUACCUGAAAGAGUUUGGCAUCGUGGUGCACAAUGACAUGACAGAGGUGACAGGGCGGGUCCUCCCAGCGCCCAUGCUUCAGUAUGGGGGCCGGGUGAGUACAGACACUGGGAGGGACUGUAGCAGGGGACUCUCUCCCCAGAACAAGACGGUGGCCACACCCAACCAGGGUGUCUGGGACAUGAGGGGAAAGCAGUUUUAUGCGGGUAUAGAGAUUAAAGUGUGGGCCGUGGCCUGCUUUGCCCCUCAGAAACAAUGCAGAGAGGAUUUGCUCAAGAGUUUCACUGACCAGCUGCGCAAGAUCUCCAAGGACGCAGGGAUGCCCAUCCAAGGCCAGCCCUGCUUCUGCAAGUACGCCCAGGGGGCAGACAGCGUGGAGCCGAUGUUCAAGCAUCUCAAAAUGUCUUAUGUGGGACUACAGCUCAUUGUGGUCAUUCUGCCUGGGAAAACUCCAGUCUAUGCGGAAGUGAAGCGUGUGGGAGAUACUCUGUUAGGAAUGGCCACUCAGUGCGUUCAGGUGAAGAAUGUGGUGAAGACGUCCCCUCAGACGCUGUCCAAUCUCUGUCUGAAGAUCAAUGCCAAACUAGGGGGCAUCAACAAUGUGCUGGUGCCACAUCAAAGGCCCUCAGUGUUCCAGCAGCCGGUCAUCUUCUUGGGGGCCGAUGUCACUCACCCACCUGCGGGCGAUGGGAAAAAACCGUCCAUUGCGGCUGUGGUGGGAAGCAUGGAUGGGCACCCUAGCCGCUAUUGUGCCACCGUGCGAGUGCAAACCUCACGCCAGGACCUGUCCCAGGAGCAGUUCUACAGCCAGGAAGUCAUCCAGGAUCUCACCAACAUGGUGCGAGAGCUCCUCAUUCAGUUCUACAAGUCUACCCGAUUCAAGCCCACACGCAUCAUCUACUACCGCGGAGGAGUCUCUGAGGGCCAGAUGAAGCAGGUUGCCUGGCCAGAGUUGAUCGCCAUCAGGAAAGCUUGCAUCAGUCUAGAAGAGGACUACAGACCAGGAAUCACUUACAUCGUAGUGCAGAAACGUCACCACACUCGACUCUUUUGCUCGGACAAAGCAGAGAGGGUCGGAAAGAGUGGCAAUGUCCCAGCAGGCACUACAGUGGACAGCACCAUUACACACCCCUCAGAGUUUGACUUCUACCUGUGCAGCCAUGCUGGUAUCCAGGGCACAAGCCGUCCCUCUCACUAUCACGUCUUGUGGGAUGACAACUGUUUCACGGCCGACGAACUGCAACUGUUGACUUACCAGCUCUGCCACACCUACGUGCGCUGCACACGCUCCGUCUCUAUCCCCGCACCAGCCUACUAUGCCCGGCUUGUGGCGUUCCGUGCCCGCUACCACUUAGUGGACAAAGACCAUGACAGUGCUGAGGGCAGUCACGUAUCAGGACAGAGUAAUGGCCGAGACCCUCAGGCCCUGGCUAAGGCGGUCCAGAUUCACUAUGAUACCCAGCACACUAUGUACUUCGCCUGACGUCAACCAGCAGGAGACGCACUUCUACACUCCCUCUUCAAUCUCUCGCUCUCUCUCUCUCGCGCUCUCGCUCUAUCUCUCUCUCUCUCUCUCUCUCUCUCUCACUCUCUCUCUUUCACACUCUUCCUGUUUCUCUCUAUCGCGUCUUCAUCUGCAGCAAAGCAGUUCUGAAGCCAGGGGGCCAUCUGUCAGUCCAGUCGAAAUUGGUCGGCCUCGGAAGAACCAACCUCUACCAGCAGUCCUGCACUGAGAGGCUUUUGGCCUCCAAUGCACAGAGGAAAAAAAAUCAAAUUGAGCCAUUUUUAACUUUUCAUUUCUUGUUUUGAUUUUGAAUGUCUUUUUAAUUUGUAAUAUACACUGAGUGUGAGCAAACCUGCGCCAUUGGUCAGGGCAGCUCUGGCUCUCUCAGCUAAGCUGGACUCUGUCUACUUUUACCUCAAGCCGCCAUCGGCUGAAUCUUGUCACAUGUCUUUUGGGGCGGGUGGGGUGGAUCUUGCAUGUCGGGGUGGGAGGGUUUGACUUGGAUGGGUUUGUGUUUCUCCUUUUUAUGGUCGUAUUUGGACUCUCUCCUCUCAGUCUUUUACAAACGAGGUGACCUGGGUAUACAUACCCAUUACCCGCUCCCAUUUUGUGCGCUCGUGUGGAUGUACGUUUGUUUGUGUGUAUGUAAAAGUAUGUAUGUGUAUGUGUUUGUGUGAAUGUGGGUUCAUGUCUCAUGGCAGGCCACUGAAUUGUAAAGGGAAAUCUAGGAGCAAACUGCUGUAAAUGCCUCUUCUUUUUUUAUAUUAACACAGAUAUAUAAAAAAAUAUAUAAAUAUUUACAGCUCUAUAAGCAUAUUCCACUUGAUCUAACAGGCUUUCAUAAGCUGAUGGUUUUGUGUAGCAGUAGCAUUACCCAUGGUCUCCUCUGUGACUGUUGGGGUUGUCGGACCUGGGCAAACAGGGCUUGGUACAGGUGCCAUUCUGCCUGUGGCAAGACAGGAAACGCAUGCGUCUUAUUCGGAUAGUUAUUUUACAGGGUUGAAAGGUAUGGCCAUUGCACAGUUACAGACGUAGCGCUAACGUGCCGUCUGAUAGGCUAGGCUUGCAACAUUACAGCACUCUCCCUUCUUUUAUGCAUUUAUACAUAAGAUUCAAAUCAGAUUUGUAAGAGUUUAAUAUAAAUGGUUUUUUGUGGUAAACUUUAACAGUUUGUUAGAGUAGAUAAUCGUUGUUCUCGUCGUUCUUAAUGUUGAUAUUGAUCAGUUGUUUGCAAAUCGGUCGCAUAAUUAAUUGAUCCAGGAGUCAUUGUGGUUGUUAACGGAGAGUGUUUGUUCCUUUUUUUUUGUUUGUUUUUUUUGUUUUGUUUUUUAAUACAGCUUAAUUUCUUGUAGAGUUGUGGUAAUGAGGGCCCAAAAUGCUUUGGUUUGUCCACUUAAUCUUUUUUUUUUUUAAAUGUUUGAACUGAUCAAAUUUGGAGUUUUAGCUCAUUUCUGUACCAAGUUAAUGGGGGGAAAAAAAGUGGAGUGACAAAUCAGAACUUUUUGGGGGUAAAUCUUAGCAAUCUUCCGCAGUUAUAUGGAUUUUACACUUAAAGUGUGUUUAUUACUUCUGUGUGUAUAUGAACUUGAAUCUAUAAUAUAAAUCUGAAUGAAUUUUCUCUUGCGUAUUAAAAAUAGGACACCAUACAUUAAGACACACGAGCAUAAGCACUGCCUUUGGACUGAACGGCACCGAUGGUGCGGUUUGAAGGGUCUCCAGCGCGCACGCCUCGUCGGGGGGCCGCUCUGCAAAAACCCUUUUGUAAUAAACCAUCCGUAAAGCAGCAGGUUUGCUAUGAAUGAGUUUGAGCACCAGCCUGUCGUUGGCGUGGACGCUGGUCCCAUGAAUGAAGAACAGGAAGUGGGCAAGGGCAUUACAUGCAAUAAAUUGGAUUUGCGCGUCGAAUGCUAAAUGGGUUACUCAAUGUCACAGCUUCCAGAGAAUAAUGCGUUUGAGUUGUGUGUGUGUGUGUGUGUGUCCUUUUAGGCAUUUUCGCUAAAAUGUUACAUGACAUUUAAUUCCAGUUUGUAUCAUGAUAUCAUUGCAAAGCAAUAUAACCCAAAAUCUAGAACAAUUUAAAAGCUGUAAUACUUUUUUGUCUGUGGCUGUUGGUUGGAUUCCUAUUGCCAUUUGUGUUUAUGUACUUAUUUUGCUUGUAUCAAUCAGUGGGAAUGUGCAUAUGGUGGACUAGCUCUUUAGGCUAUGUGGAAAAUUUUCAAAUUUAAACUGUGUUCGCCUGCAUGCCAGAGUAUUGUUCUAAUCUCUUAUAAAAUAUUUAUUAUGGCGCAGAAGUUUUUUUUUUAUUAGUAAAUCAAUACAGUGAGACUGUUUUGAGUAGCGAUGUUGUCCGGUCUCUUUUACAGGAUUUAAAAAAUUUCUCCAGAAAUGUCAGUAACUCUGAGGGACAGAUUCGAGGGCUGAAGGGGUGCGGAUGUCAGUCUUUGGGAGCUCCAACCCAAACGAGGUACUUUCUUCAAUCCCUGGGCCGCUCAGACUGACCUCCUCACCCUUUCUUUCCGUCCUCAUGCUGAUGAGGAGCCCUUUUACCCACUGUCUUGUACCCUCUAUGCUCUCGGGCUCUCCAGUGCUGUGGCGCCGCCCUGGUGGCACCUCCACACAUGCACUUCCUCUCUGCAUGUGGUGGGCCCCGAGGGUCCACUGCACAAGGAUAUUACCUCUUUUAACUUUUUUUUUUUUUUUUUUUUUUUUAAACCGUUCUCUGUCCCGAUUUAAAGAGAGCAUGAUUUUUUUUUUUUUUUUUAAUUCCUAUUUGAUAUAUGGCUUUGUUAUUUGAAAAAUGUGUAUUGUAAUUUAAGUUUUUGUUUCUCUUACUGGUGUGUAGCUUUUUUGUGCUGUUCUAUUCUCGUGUUCUGAGCUGUGUGACUUGUCCAGUAGCAAUAGGGGCACUUUCUUUGACCUGCUGGGGAACGCUCAGGACCUCCUGUAGCUUCUCCUAUCCGAGUGCCCCGUCAGUUGCUGUACUGCUUUGUGACAUUUAAAAAAAAAAAAUCUCCCCCCUUUUUUUAGCCUGCAGGGAAUAUUUGUGUUAUUGUGCAAAGUAAUAAAUUGGUAUUUUAUGCCUAUAACACACA